This is a messenger RNA of Neltuma alba, 1562 nucleotides long. RefSeq names its product peptidyl-prolyl cis-trans isomerase FKBP19, chloroplastic. Gene Ontology annotation, cellular component: thylakoid; chloroplast. Gene Ontology annotation, molecular function: peptidyl-prolyl cis-trans isomerase activity. NCBI's taxonomy places the organism in Eukaryota, Viridiplantae, Streptophyta, Magnoliopsida, Fabales, Fabaceae. The transcript is spliced from 11 exons. The record is from RefSeq and is a predicted model, not a curated record. Bases 304 to 1017 code for a protein of 237 amino acids.
CCAAGGUUCCUAAAAUAGUGAAGCUUCAUCCUCUUUCGUACUCCACAGAACCCAACCCAAGCUCGUCCUUUUUCGACCCCGCUUCACCCAAACGCUUUCCUCCUCCGUUCCCAUCGCCGGUGACCUGUGUUUUCAUCCUCUCCUACGCCACCGUUGGCUUGUGGGUCUUGCCGAUUGCUCGUGGCAACUGCCGAUUUCUCCUUCGUUGGCGUGUUACAGUUUUUGCUUGUGGUGUGCCGCCGUUUGCUUGGCAUUCGGUGCGUCCCUCCCCUCCCUCUCAUCUCUUCCUGUCCGUCUUUUGUUAUGGUAAUGGCGUCAAUGUUGGCUUUAUCUGUUGCCUCCCUACCUAAAUGCAUGGAGUCCGACAAAUUUUCAGAUUCUUCUCUCCGUGGUAAAAAUAAGGAGUCUGGCUAUUUGCGCUUUUUGGAGCGAAGAAAAGUGGUUCUCUCUUCCGUCGGGAUACUUUCCUGGACGUUGUUGAAUAAUGCAAAGGACGGAAGUAGCGUGGCGACUGAAUUUGCUGACAUGCCAGCACUUAGGGGCAAAAAUUAUGGCAAGACAAAAAUGCGAUACCCAGACUAUACAGAAACUGAAUCAGGACUCCAGUAUAAGGACUUACGAGUAGGAGAUGGCCCUAAUCCAAAAGCGGGAGACACAGUGGUGGUGGAUUGGGAUGGUUACACCAUAGGUUAUUAUGGUCGCAUAUUUGAAGCCCGGAAUAAAACUAAGGGUGGUUCUUUUGAGGGUGAUAACAAGGACUUUUUCAAAUUCAAAAUAGGAUCUCAAGAGGUAAUCUCAGCUUUUGAAGAGGCUGUUUCAGGCAUGGCUCUUGGGGGAAUUAGAAGGAUAAUUGUGCCCCCAGAAUUGGGAUAUCCUGACAAUGAUUUCAAUAAGAGAGGCCCAAGACCAAUGACAUUCUCGGGCCAGCGAGCCUUAGAUUUUGUGCUAAGGAACCAAGGGCUGAUAGAUAAGACUCUCUUGUUUGAUAUUGAGCUGUUGAAGAUCAUACCAAGCUGACCUGUCAAAUGUUGCGGCUCAUUUUCUGAAGGCUCAGAGGUUCUCUCUUGGAACCAGUUAGCUGAUCAACAAUUGUUAUAUGAUAAUUAUAAUGUGAGUGCUGCUAGAGUGUCUUUUGAAGUAUUUAAUGCGUGCUUACUCAUUCUUCCUAACUUGCGUUUUGGCCGCAGCACAUAUAUGGAACCCAACCUUCUUAUUUACAGAGGUAUAGAGGAAUAUAAGGUCGUUGCUUUUCCUUCGUGAUUGAAAUAUUUGUGGCUUUUGAUUGAAAAAACAAUUUUUUUCCCCGCAAAUGUGCUUAUAACAUUUAGUUUAAGUGAUAUUUGCACGUGGUUUACUAAACAUUGAUUCACUGUAUAUGCGUGUGGGGAGGAACACAAUCAUAUGACCAAUUAUGUAGAUAAGUAAAAGAAAAGAAAAUGAAACUUUUGGUUCUUACCCACUUGUCACUUGCAAUUCGAUCCCUAUAUUUUGAUUAUACGAGUGUUAAUUUGUUCCAUACGGUUUCGAAGUCUUGUAUAACUAAUCCUCUGAUUUGAGCGUUA